Messenger RNA from Boleophthalmus pectinirostris (great blue-spotted mudskipper), 5705 nucleotides. RefSeq names its product zinc finger E-box binding homeobox 2b (gene zeb2b). Gene Ontology annotation, biological process: anatomical structure development; regulation of transcription by RNA polymerase II. Gene Ontology annotation, molecular function: DNA-binding transcription factor activity, RNA polymerase II-specific; RNA polymerase II cis-regulatory region sequence-specific DNA binding. The record is from RefSeq and is a predicted model, not a curated record. The coding region runs from base 213 to 3932 and encodes 1239 amino acids. The transcript is spliced from 10 exons. Lineage: Eukaryota; Metazoa; Chordata; Actinopteri; Gobiiformes; Gobiidae.
CUCCCUCCUCCCAACUAUUUCUAAGGCUUUAUUUCUAAGGCUUUAUUAUCACCGGUGGAACAGGAUCCGCUCACCGACGCGCUCCCGUAUCAUCCCUGCUCCUCUCACAACAGGACCCUCUCUGACUUAUUCCCCAAAAGCAGAUCUCAGGCUGAAAUCAGGAGAGUCCAUGCGAGCUGCCAUCUGAUCCCCACUCACCACCGCACUUAUCAAUGAAGCACGAGAUGAUGGCGGAUGGCCCCAGGUGUAAGCGGCGAAAACAAGCCAACCCGAGACGGAAAAACGCAGCACUGAACUAUGAGAACGUGGUAGAGACCGGCUCAGACUCGGAGGAGGAUGACAAGCUUCCGGUAUCCGAGGAAGACCCCCUGCUGAACGGCACUGGCAGCCCCGGCAGCCUGACCAACCCCGAGGCGUCUCCGCGGGUCGAGAGCCACGGCAUGCUGGGUAAAGAGGAGGACGAUGACGACAUGAGGGACAGCGGCGUGGAGCACAUCUGGCCCGACAAUGACAUGCUGAGCGCGUCUGUAGAUGGCGCCGAUGAAAUGAAGGAUGAUUUCGACGCUCUGGGGCCAGACGGCACACUGCAGACAGUUGGAAACGGUACAGUGAACAGUAUGGAUUGCACUUCAGAAUUCGAGGACUUCUUCUCCAAAAGGAAGCUGGACGACAGCGACGGUCACGUGGACAGCAUCGCCGAAUACCUCCAGAGAGGGGACACCGCCAUCAUCUACCCCGAAGCCCCGGAAGAGCUCUCGCGCCUGGGCACACCUGAGGCUGCCGGCCCCGAGGAGAAUGACCUGCCACCUGGAACGCCAGAUGCUUUCGCCCAACUGUUGACCUGCCCGUACUGCGACCGCGGCUACAAACGCCUGACGUCGCUGAAGGAGCACAUCAAGUACCGCCACGAGAAGAACGAGGAGAACUUCGCCUGCCCGCUAUGUAACUACACUUUCGCCUACCGCACUCAGCUGGAGAGGCAUAUGGCUACGCACAAGCCCGCCAGAGACCAGCACCAACUGUUAAACCAAGCAGCUGGCAACCGCAAGUUCAAAUGCACUGAGUGUGGCAAGGCAUUCAAAUACAAGCACCAUCUGAAAGAACACCUCCGGAUCCACAGCGGUGAAAAACCCUACGAAUGCCCCAACUGCAAGAAGCGCUUCUCCCACUCGGGCUCCUACAGCUCGCACAUCAGCAGCAAAAAGUGCAUCGGCCUCAUCGCUGUGAACGGACGCAUGCGAGCCAACAUGAAGACCGGCUCCUCACCGACGUCCGCCUCCUCCUCGCCCACCAACACCGCCAUCACCCAGCUCCGGCAAAAACUCGAAAACGGGAAACCUCUCGGCCUUCCGGAACCCAACAACCACCACAUGAGCAUCAAGACAGAACCACUAGACUUCAAUGACUACAAGCUCAUGAUGGCGUCGCACGGUUUCGGAGCGCCGGGGCCUUUUAUGAACGGAGGGGUAGGCGGUAACAGUCCCAUGGGUGUCCACCACAACUCCACAGCCCAGAGUCCGCUGCAGCACCUGGCCAUGGCCGGGUUGGAGUCGCCAUUGCUGGGCUACCCCGGGCCGCUGGCUAACAACCUGAGCGAGGUACAAAAGGUGCUCCAGAUCGUGGACAAUACCGUUUGCCGGCAGAAGAUGGACUGCAAGCCGGAGGAGCUGUCCAAACUCAAGGCGUACAUGAAGGAGCUGGGGUCUCAGAUGGAGGAGCAGCAGAAGCAGGCAGGCGGGCAGGUCGGGCUCCCCCUGGUCAGUCACAACGGGGCCACCAAAAGUAUUAUCGACUACACGUUAGAGAAAGUGAACGAAGCCAAAGCCUGUCUCCAGAGCCUCACUACGGACUCCAAGAGGCAGAUUAGCAAUAUCAAACGGGAGAAGUCCAACCACAUGCUCGACGGAGGUGUGGAUGACAAGGUGCAGGAGAACAUGUUUACACCAUACGCUUGCCAAUACUGCAAAGAAACCUUCCCCGGGCCCAUCCCCUUACACCAGCACGAGCGCUACCUGUGCAAGAUGAACGAGGAGAUCAAGGCCGUGCUGCAGCCCACAGAAAACCUGAUGGUCAACAAACCAGGCCUGUUCCUAGAGAAGAACAGCCACCUCUCCCCCUCCCUUCUGUCAGACAAGGGCCUCCCCGCGCCUCUUAAUCCUUACAGGGACCACAUGUCUGUGCUAAAGGCAUACUUUGCCAUGAACAUGGAGCCCAACUCAGAGGAGCUGCUUAAGAUUUCCAUAGCCGUGGGCCUUCCUCAGGAAUUUGUCAAAGAGUGGUUCGAGCAGCGGAAGAUGUACCAGUACGGCAGCACCAGGACGCCCCCGCUGGAGCACAGGAACAACUCAGACAUGGUAAUCGGAACAAAUAACCUCCACACUCCUCCUAAAGACUCUGUGGUGCCCCAGUCACCUGUGUCUCUCAUGAAAGCUACUGAGCGCAUCACGUCCCCCUCCAUCGCCGAGCUCCACAACAACGUCAACAACUGUGACAACCCUCUGAGACAUCUGAAGAACCAUCAGUUCAGCGGCAGUGCCAAAGCCCGCGGAGACAAGCUGGACCACUCCCGCAGCAACACGCCCUCCCCCCUGAAUCUGUCCUCCACCUCCUCCAAGCACUCGCACAGCAGCUCCUACACUCCCAACAGCUUGACUUCAGAGGACCUGCAGGCUGAGCCGCUGGACCUGUCUCUGCCCCGCCUCAUGAGGGAGCCCAAGCAUGCACUGACUGUCAAAAGCAGACCCAAAAUCAACAGUAUCACCAUGGACCACAGCAGCAUCCCCUCGCCCCGAGAGCACUUCGAAGAGCCUUUGAACUUGGCCUAUCUCAAAAAGGAAUUCUCCGCCGCCAACAACGGAAACUUAGAGAAAAGCACUAGCCCUAUUUUUGGCAUUAACCCUUUUGCGGCCAAGCCCCUGUACACGUCCCUCCCCCCUCAGAGCGCGUUCCCUCCGGCCACAUUCAUGCCCCCCAUGCAGGCUAGCAUCCCAGGGCUGAGGCCCUACCCAGGCAUGGAUCAGAUGGGCUUCCUACCACACAUGGCCUACACUUAUGCAGCGGGGGCAGCUACCUUUGCCGAGAUGCAGCAGAGAAGGAAGUACCAGCGGAAACCCGGGUUCCAGGGGGACCUGCUGGACGCCACGCCCGAUUACUUGUCCGGCCUGGACGACAUGACAGACCCCGACUCCUGUCUGUCGCGGAAGAAGAUUAAGAAGACUGAAAGUGGUAUGUACGCGUGUGACUUGUGCGACAAAACAUUCCAGAAGAGCAGUUCCCUUCUCAGACACAAAUAUGAACACACAGGGAAGAGACCCCACCAAUGUCAGAUCUGCAAGAAGGCCUUCAAACACAAGCACCAUCUAAUCGAGCAUUCGCGUCUCCAUUCCGGGGAAAAACCUUACCAGUGUGACAAAUGCGGCAAAAGAUUCUCCCACUCCGGCUCCUACUCCCAGCACAUGAACCACCGCUACUCCUACUGCAAACGGGAGGCGGAGGAGCGCGAGGCGGCCGAGCGGGAGGCGAGGGAGAAGGGCGGUCACCUCGAGCCCACCGAGCUGCUCAUGAGCCGGGCCUACCUGCAAGGGCUGGCCCCGCAAGGCUACCCGGAUCUGGGGGAACGCGAGCCCAUCCUGAGGCACGACGCGGUGGCGGCGGCGGCGAUGAACGGAGGGGGCGGGGCCAUAAGGGAGGAGCGCAAGGAAGUGGAAGGAACGUACGGCAAGAUGGGCGGAGGCGGAGGUGGCGGUGGAGGCGGAGGAGGCGGAGGCGGAGGUGGAGCGAGGGAAGAGGAGUUCGAGGAAGAGGAGGAGGAGAGCAAAAGCAUGGACACGGACCCGGAGACGCUGAGGGACGAGGAGGACGAGAGCUCGCUGGACGGCAAAACGGAAACCAAAUCACCGGAGCACGAGGACAACGCGGAGGACGCCAUUUGAAAAGCUCAUUCUUAAUUUUGUCUUAAAGGUCCUAUAUUACACGAAAUGGAUUUUUGUGAGCUUUAAGCCAUGUUCUAAUGCGAACUUCCUCAAAAACAUACCCGGAGUUUGUGUUCUGUUUCAUUCACACGUUUGAGCAACUUUUUUUUUAUUCUGUACAUCUCCAAAGCUCAAAAUACUCCUGCCUUUUGCCUUUAGUUCAGUAAAGAUCAACAAUUCCAAGGCUGAAACCAUCCAAAUGAUUCUACUGAAGAUGUCAGGAGUUUAAAAACAUAGUGGAGCACUUCCUGUAUUAAGAAGAACUUAAAUAUGCAUCGUGUGAAUGCUUCAAAACACAACUCUGGGGACGUUUUUGACGAAGAAACAUUAUAACAUAGAUCAGAAAAUAGCGUAAUAUGGGCCCUUUAAAGCCUCCCAUGUUUUUCUUUUUUUUUACAUUUUCGUUUUAAUUUCGGGUUCAGUUUAAAACGUUUAAUGUUUUAAGCUGUACGUGCACGUGCCUGAAGCUCCUCGGAGGGUGGCCGCAACUCCAAUCAAUUCAGAGAAGAAGAAAGAGGAAGAGGAAGAGGAGGGGCAUGGUUUUGUCAAAUAAGCUGCGUUAUGCAAAAUGAACAAUGAAAUAAAGAAAUACAAAAAAUGUACAGUACUAAGGCCUACAAAUACGUGUGGUGCUAACCUCCUCCAGAGCCCCCCAGUGUUCCAUAGUAUUUAUAGCACAACUAGUGACUUGUACAAAUUGCACUCCGCUUAUAAUCAUGAACAAAAAUAAUAAAAAGUAUUGCCUAUGUAUAUAUUUAUACAGUGUUGGAAAAAAAGCAGUUCUCCGCACCACAUGUUCCCCCCCUUUGUUAUUCCGGUGUCGUCUUUUUAGUUUCCAGCCAAAAAGAAAAACAAAAAAAUACUGCAGCAGCCACACUGUUUAGGCCUCCAAAACGGAUCUCCAAAUGGACUAUGUGAAGGAAGUGCGAUGAAGUGAUGAAAUGAAGUGAAGGAAAGGGAAGGAUGGGGGAAGUGAAGGACUAUAGCCUUUUAAGGUGUUUGACGAAGCCUUAUAUGCAAAUCUUUUUAACCUGUGUGCCACCGUGGUAAUGUUGUUGGACGAUUUCUUGUUCACCAGCGCAGUGUUCUGAAAUGGUCACGUUGUUGUCAGUAUUCUGAUAGGCAGCAGUCCUUUAGUUUACAUUCUGUUGUGCAAUGUUUUUACUCACUUAAACUUUCUUUGUCAGUAUUACGCCAAACCUUUUUUUUUUUCUUUUUUGUUUCUUAUUUUGAAAACAACAAAUUGCAUUCAUUUUGUUUGUAGGUUCAAACGUUAUUUAUGUGGCCCAUUUUAUAUUUCCUAAUUUUAUUUAUUUCAUACUGUUGUGUACAGUACUAUAGUUCUUCAAUAUAUAGAUAUAUUUUAGUAAAAAGGAACAUGGUGUCGAUCAUAGGGGCAAAUUUAAAGAGAGCAUUUAUUGUGUUUUGAAACAUUGUGAAAUGCGAAGUUUAAUCUUAUUUUAUUUUAUUUUUCCUUUAUUUUCCAAUUCCAAAUUUGGGAACUUUUAUACAAUUGUGAAAACACUGUAUUUUCGACUGAAAAAUUCCACUUUCUUCAUCUUUGUUUUUUUAAGCUAAAAAAUGAAGAGGGACUGUUAAAUACUAUGUAUGAUAUCAUGAAGAAGAAUCUUUCCUGAAAUGUCUUUGUAAAAGUAUUAUUGAAUUCUUAAUUUGUAAUUUCUUGAAAAUGACCCUGCUCGAAUAAAGGUAGCCAAAUUACAGAGUAUCAACCUG